AUGAUUGCAAAGGAAGUGUCCACUAUCGACAAAGAUCACUUCCGCUUAGACACACAUCACGAACAUUCCCGCGAUCUUUUUCAAGCGGCGGGGCUUAUGGAGACGGCCUUGGUCAAAGAGUACGCCUCAAAUGAAGGACACGACAAUAUCCCCAUUGAGUGGGACGAGCCUCUCUCGGACCAUCUACCAGGAUUCGGCCGCCACUACAAACAGCACACAGAGAAGCUGGAGGAUACUUUUUGGCGCUUCUUCUGGGCCUUUGGUUGCGGAAUAUCACUGGUCGGCCCAAUGCUGAUAAUGGUGCUGAUAGACUCGAAACUCGCGAAGCUGCUAACAGCGUCCAUCGCUAUUAUUCUCUACGGUAUCGUCGUGGCGAUCAUCUCUGCUGAACUCAUUCCCGGUAUAAAACUUCCCGACUUUGGGAUCAGGGAUGUGGUGGCAGUCACGCUGGCUUAUGCAGCGGUUAUGGUUGUGUUUGUUGGAGUCUCCUAG
Grosmannia clavigera kw1407 is the source of this 492-nucleotide messenger RNA. RefSeq lists its product as uncharacterized. Lineage: Eukaryota; Fungi; Ascomycota; Sordariomycetes; Ophiostomatales; Ophiostomataceae. The record is from RefSeq and is a predicted model, not a curated record. The transcript has a single exon. The coding region runs from base 1 to 492 and encodes 163 amino acids.